AUGUUGUAAAUAAGCUUUUUCGUAAACCUUUUAAAAAUUUUCAUUAAUUUCAAACUAACAACUCUAACUUAGUUAUCAUGUAGAUCAAAGUUAUGAUUUAUACAGAUUUUUUAAGAUCUAGUUUUCAAAACCUGGUUUUUUUGCAGAUCAUCCUCGCUGGAACUCACAUAUUCAUUGGCUCUUUCGGAUACCUGGACUUCAAUUGUAAUUGCACUUUCAUUGUUCUGGAAUAGUUAUAAGCCAGUUGUUCUUCAAUGGUAUCACAAAACUUAUUGUUUUCCAUUGACACUUGAGGUAAAUCAAAAAUCUGUUCCACUGGUUUUCCAACGCGCCGUGCAAAAAAGGCGGAGCUUUUCCUGGUUUUUGAAACUUUGUUGCUCUUUUCGAACUCUUUGAAGCGUAUCAUUUUCAUUCCGCAACAAAUAUAAAACAAUACAAUUUUCCAGCAUUUGAGCUAUACAUAAAUUAAUGAUGAUCUCAUUUUUCAUUGGUUAAAAAACUCAUAAUCCGCGCACUUUUUUCGAACUUUUUUGCUCGCGUGAUAUUUUCACCUGUCUGUGAGAAAAUAGAGAGAACAAAUUGAGUUGAACGAAGGGAAUUGAUAAAAGAGCAAGUUCUUAUACUUUUUAGAAUAGGCUGAAAACGGAAAUGAAAAGGGAAAAAGGUAGACAAAAUCUCAAUCAAUUUCUUUUUCCAGGCAUUCCGAACCGGUGGUCUCCUAACUGGAAUCUUCCACCUCGUUGCUCUCGCCUUUUCCCACUAUCUUCAAAUCGGUCGCCCUUUCGAUCACAAUCAAGUUCUACCACUUCGAACAAUCCAUAUUAUUAUUUGCCUGAUGUGGGCAACUCCUCCACUCGGAUUAAUGGCAUAUUUCAGCAGUUGGGAGGGACAAGGAUACAGGUUCGAGAUUCAUUGAAUAUUAGGUGAAAUUAUUUGGAAUAUUUUCAGAAACGAAUCAUGUUUGGGAAUUCAAUUCUACGAAAACUUCUAUUUUCGCACCAAUAUUUCAUUGAUUAUUAUUGUUCUGAUUGCAGCCACAACUUUGUUUUAUGUUCGAAUGCUUCAGAAAAUCAAUGAGGUGAGCUUUGAGUUCAACUUUAUAAUUACAAUGUCUAAAUUCAGGUUCGCAAUAAAACCACAGCCACCGCUUCUGCUCGUGGAAAACGCACAGUUGUGACUGCUGUCCUUAUUUUUGGAACAUUUUUGUUUGGCUGGAUGCCAGCUAGUAUUCUCUAUAUUUUGACAGCCGAAGGAAUGCCGUUGUAUGGCAAAAAAUCGAUUUGGAUUACUGUUUUGUCGAUUGUUGUGAUGGUUAAUAUUAUGGUCAAAACAUUGACGAAUCCUAUUAUUUAUGCAACAAGGUUUGUACAUAUUUUUAGUUUUUAUUUUUUAAAUUAUUUUUCGAGUCUUUUGAACCAAGUUUUUUCUAAUAAAAAUUCACUGUUUCAAAAAUGCAACAUAUUUUUAAAUUUCGGUAAUAACUUUGAACAUGGAAAAAAAGUUAGAAACUGUUGAAAAAAUUGAAAAAUCAGAGCCUCUGAAGUUCUGAAAAAACACAUUGAAAUAAUUUUGAGGAUGCCUAGACUGUAGUUAAUAAUUUUUAAUUUUUUUUUAAUUUUUAUGUUUUUAUUCAUUUUUUUUUAAAUUUCCAAAUCCCAUCCCAUUUUUCAUUUCAGGAUCCCGGAAAUUCGUCAAUUCGUAGUUCAAAAACUGUUGUGGAAAAUCAUCCCGCUGCGCGAAGUUUCUCGAAGACAAAGCGAAGUCUGCACGCCCCUUCGAGAACGAUCUCAAUGUAUGAACACAAAUUCAAUGAUGGUUUGA
This is a messenger RNA of Caenorhabditis angaria, 1821 nucleotides long. Lineage: Eukaryota; Metazoa; Nematoda; Chromadorea; Rhabditida; Rhabditidae. The record is from the annotation of a GenBank genome assembly.